AUGAGUUCCGAAUUAGAGGUUUUAAAAAAAAAGGUCUCAGACUUACAAGAGCUGGUCCAGAAGCAGAACUUGCUUAUCUCCAAGACUGGUAAGAAUGUGCUAGAGUUACAAAUUGCAAAACAAAAAAGUGAUGUGGACAAUUUUGGUCCUUCUAGGGCACAAGUAACUGCUCAAUUCGAUUCCACCGAUUUUGCCACUAACGAUGAUUUAGUUCAAUUGGUUGCCGAAUUACAAGGUGAGUUGAACGUGAUAGAGGAGAGAUCCAUCAGAAGGUUGGUCAACUCUACUAAGACUGAUCAAGAUGCUACUUUGGCACCUAUACCCAACGCUGAUGGGGAAGCACCAUCUCUAACAGAUGAAAUGUUCCCUCACACACUAAAAGAAUUUGAGGAAAUGGAUGAUAUUCGAUUGUACAGACUGGCCAAGUUUUAUGAAAAAUUGCCUUUGACUAUGAAAGAACAGGAAGAUUUUGACAAAGUUCUAGAAGGUAAGGUAGAAGAUCUACACAUCAGUAAACUAUCUGACGAAGAUAUCACCAAAGAACUGAAGAAGUUAUCAAAGGAUGAACUAGACGAUGCUUUCAACGAUAUCGCAAGAUAUCUCGGAUUGCGCUCAAGAAGAGGCACAGGUAUCUGGUAA
Nakaseomyces glabratus is the source of this 639-nucleotide messenger RNA. RefSeq names its product Mrp8p (gene MRP8). NCBI's taxonomy places the organism in Eukaryota, Fungi, Ascomycota, Saccharomycetes, Saccharomycetales, Saccharomycetaceae. The record is from RefSeq and is a predicted model, not a curated record.